UCAGCCGCAGUCCAUGGAAGCAACUUCUUUGGGGCGGCAGUGUGAUUAUUAAGCAAUUGCAAUAUGGCGUUGCUACGGUUGUACAUAGCGAUUUUGUCUUUUUUUGUAAGUGCCACUGCAAUAGUCGGGCCUAGUAAUACUACCAAUGCUAAACUGAGUUCCCUGAAAACAGAUACUUAUUUAGACGCAUACUCAAAAUCUCGGAUAGAAGCUGAAAAGGCGAAGCAAGGAGUUGUCAUAAUAACUGCAAAAGAUGGUGAGAAGAGGAUUUCAAAUCGUGACGACAGUUACAACUCUGGAUACGACUAUACGCCACCUUUUUCCAGUGAUAAUAGUUUCAGUUCUUCAUCUGGUUCGGGCUUCUCUGGACCGACAAGCUCCAGUUAUUUACCACCAAGUCAUACACCAGUAAAAUUUGAAUCGGAUAUAACUUACAGUGCGCCGCCAAAUACAUAUGGACCUCCAUCUUCAAGUUAUGGACCUCCAGCCCAGACUUAUGGACCUCCUGCGCAUACAUAUGGACCACCGACGCAGACAUAUGGGCCACCAGCGCAAACUUAUGGACCACCAGCGCAGACUUAUGGCCCACCAGUUCCCAAACCCUUACCGCCAGUUUAUGGACCUCCAUUGAAGCCUACUUACGGUGUUCCAUUUAAAUCACCGGGUUUUGGUUUCUUGGACAAAUUGUCAUUGAAACUAGAUAUUUUGACAAUUGCAAAAUUAUUGUUAAAAUUCUUGAUUUUCAAGAAGUUGGUCACCAUGCUGGCUGUUGUGUGUAUGUUGUUGGUUAUACCAAAAUUAAUAAGUUUUAAGAAAGACGAUAACAACGCAAACGACGAAGAUGAACGACGAUUUGGGAACAAAAAUUUGACGGAGUUGACGUCGAUACAGCAGCUUCUGGAGCGGGCGAUACAUGUGUACGGCCAGCAACAGCCGUCAUGCGGCAUCACGUGCCGUGUGCGUAGAGUCAUCGAUGACAUAUACGAAUUUCAGCCAUAUUUUAGGUCAAACACGAUGGAAAGAUCGGAUUGAACUUCUUAGAUAGUGUUGUAAGUAAUAAAAGCAGUGGGAAACAUUUGGGUGCCAUCAGGAAUAGUCUGAAAAAUUGUUAUAAUUACCUAUUUAUUUAUUUAUUGUAGUUAGAAAUUGUAAAAAUAUUAAAUAAAUUAUUAAAUUGUA
Galleria mellonella (greater wax moth) is the source of this 1179-nucleotide messenger RNA. RefSeq lists its product as uncharacterized. The coding region runs from base 64 to 1032 and encodes 322 amino acids. Lineage: Eukaryota; Metazoa; Arthropoda; Insecta; Lepidoptera; Pyralidae. The transcript is spliced from 3 exons. The record is from RefSeq and is a predicted model, not a curated record.